Molecule: messenger RNA, 1848 nt
Organism: Rotaria sp. Silwood2
Lineage: Eukaryota; Metazoa; Rotifera; Eurotatoria; Philodinida; Philodinidae
Source: the annotation of a GenBank genome assembly
AUGCUAUACGUGGCUGACAAUAAUAAUAAUCGAAUUCAAGUUUUUUCUCUUAAUCAGUCGUCGAAUAUUGGCACUACUGUUGUAUCUUUCGUAGCGGGUCCUCAACGAAUCUACGUCGAUACUGACGGGAAUGAACCAACACUUUACGUCACAGCUGUCUACCCGUAUUGCGUCUUGAAAUAUGUCAAAGGAGCAUCAGUUAGUGUAAAAAUCGGAGAUAGUUUGUUUGGAUGUUCGGGUAUAUCGAUUGACAACGAGAAAAAUAUCUAUGUGGUAGCCUCAUACUUGCAUAUUGUGCAGAAAUAUUCACCUCUAACGAAUUCCACAACGAUCAUUGCGGGUCAAAGAGGCGUAAUUAACUCGACGAGUAAACAUCUCAAUACUCCAGAAGGUAUCUAUCUUGAUCAAACUAGUGGUGCAAUAUAUGUUGCUGAUACAUACAAUGCUCGUAUACAAAAAUGGCUCAAAGAUGCACAAGAGGGUAUUACAGUGGCUGGAUCUAGUGAAGGUUUUGGAGGCGGUGACGCUGCAUCAUUAUUAGGUCCUAAGGAUGUGUUUGUCGAUAAAGAGACGAAUGUUGUAUACAUUAUUGAUUCAUUCAAUAAUCGAAUCCAACGUUAUCUUCCGAAUGCAACCAAAGGUGAUACCAUUGCUGGUGGAUUCGGCUAUGGCAAUGCAAGCAAUCAGCUUUGGGACCCAGUCGCAUUGGCUUUUGAUAGCAAUGGCAAUCUCUUUGUGAGCGAUACGUACAAUAAUCGAAUUCAAAUGUUUACUUUAAUUGACAAUCGAUCCUGUUCUGAAAUGUCAACAGGUUCAUCAAUGCACAAGUAAGUAAAAAACUAAACUCACUUUCUUCCUACUGGUAUCUCUCUUAUAGAAUAACUAUGAACACGGUCCUUCUGUCAAUUUUUGUAUGGGUUGUUUCAAGACUGUUGUAAUCACAUUCUGCCGAUAUUUUUGAUCACUGAAAUUGAAGACAAUUGUGUGAUUUUUUCCUUAAUUCAUUUAUUCUUAACCGACUAUCCUAUUUUAAUUAUUUGCUAACCACUUCUAUUUCUGGAAACUUUCUUUUAAGUUAAUAUAUACUCCAGAAUCAACAAGAAAAUAUACUCGUGUAUGUCGACUAUGCGACACUCAAUAGAUUAGACCGUAAUCGACGUUCAAUGAACUUUUUCAAAAUGAUUUUGAACCCAAGUCUGACUAAUUCAUAGACAAAACGACAUUCUUUGGAUUUGUAAAACGUUAGACUUGGUAGUUUACUCUGUUCUGGAUUCCGAACGUUAUAUAAGUGAUUUAAAAUCGAUCACAUGCCUCUUGACUAUGCUACUUGUAGGAAUGUUCUUUAAUUUCAUAUAUCUCGUCCCUUCCUUGAGUAGUCAGAGCAUGAUCUAUUCGAUCUCAAAGUUCUUCAAAAAUGCUACUAGUGAAUGAAUGGUAAAAAGAUCAUUGCGUUCGAUUUAGUGAUAACUGAACAGUUUGAUUUUCUCUAUGGAAUAAUUCUUUUUAAAACCAAAACAGUUUAAAAAAGAAAUAUGAGCAGAUCAAUGUUCAAUAUAUCGGUCUCGAAUUCUUAACGGCUAUCUCCUGAUUAUUGCAUUAUAUUGAGCGCAACAGAUGCUGCAGUGAUUGAACUAAAAGGCAACCUUAUCUUGUUCUAACUGGAUUUCUUAAGAGCUAGAAGAAAAAAGUAUGAAAUGCAGAAAUGUCUCACUGUUGUAAAUUCAAUUCGUUCUUUAUCAGGUGUGGGUGUGCGUGUGGGUGUGGAUGUGGGUGUGGGUGUGGGUGUGGGGGUGUGGGCGCGCGGGCGGGGGCGGGGGCGGGGGGCGGCACGGGGCGAGGUCGCGGGUG